This is a messenger RNA of Lucilia cuprina (Australian sheep blowfly), 1226 nucleotides long. RefSeq names its product cilia- and flagella-associated protein 61-like. The record is from RefSeq and is a predicted model, not a curated record. Bases 115 to 1098 code for a protein of 327 amino acids. Lineage: Eukaryota; Metazoa; Arthropoda; Insecta; Diptera; Calliphoridae. The transcript has 7 exons.
AACAAGAAUUUUUUAGUGCCUGGAAACGCCUGUCCCGAAGACUACACGGCCAUACAUCAACUAUUUACCUCGGUCAAUAUUCAACACUUUGGACGUUUUCGCAAAAAAGCCAAUAUGUCUGAUAUAUUUUUUAAUAACUAUAUAACUCAUCGUAUUGUAAUACAAAUAAAUGCUAACAAUCCCCACAUCAUUGGUUAUGCUGAAAUAUCAAAUUCUCCCAAUCUACCAGCUCUGCCCACGGAUUUAUGGUUGGAUUUUAUACAUUUUCAUUAUUGUUGUGAUUCGCCAUUGAGUGCCUCGAAUACAUGUUUUCUCAAUACCUUUGUCUAUAAUCAGGACUAUAAUCCUGAAAUGUUAAAAAAGCUUUUAAGUGAAAUUUUCUAUAGAGACAAUAAAUUAAGAUAUAUAUUGAUAGCUGAGUGUCCCGAUUAUACGAGAUAUUCUGGAAAGCCUCAUGAAAACUAUUAUUGCUUGGAGCGUUAUUCGAUGGUCUACUAUCCUAAGUGUUUUAGUGCUAUUUCUAGCAAGAAUACCCAAAAGCUGCAUGUAAUAACACGAGAUAGUGUAUUGCCUCCGAUGAGAUAUAGAAGAGCUUUACCUGAAGAUAACGAUGAUAUUGUUGAAAUAUUAGAUCAUGAUCGUCCCGAUCUAAAAGAACAAUUGGGUGAAUAUUAUAUUGCAGAAGAGCUUUUGUCCAACGCUAAAAGCUUACUAAUAGUAACAGAGAUUAACCACUUAACAGCUGGCUUUAUAUGGCUUAAUGAUAACGUCAAUCUGUUGAACUUGUUAGAGAAUUAUAAUCUUCAAUCGUUUGGUAAUCUAUUGAAAUUCAAUGUGAAUCAAAGAUUUAAAGAAAAGCUGCUAAAUGUAAGCACUGCUCAAAGACGUCCUUUUGAUAAACUUUUUACUAUGGAAUCGAUGAAUCUUAUCUACAAAAGUAUAACUGAGGUUACCAAUUUGGAAAAUGUUAGUAAUUUAAGCUUAUGUUCGCAAUAUAUUGAAUCGGAUGAAGGUCGCAUUGUUGCAGUAAAUGAAAAGAGAUUUGUUCGUGAGUUGGUUUUGAGAAAAUGGGAAGAACUUAAUAAAAGUAAGUUGUAGGUAAUAGUAAGAGAUAAUUAAAAUGUGACAUCGGUGUAAUCUUUAACUCAUCUGCAACGUCAGCUGUUGGUCUGAUUUUGUGAUCAGUCGCAUUUUUGUAUAAAAUCACUUAAUGCACUUGUAAUCAC